This is a messenger RNA of Rotaria sordida, 580 nucleotides long. NCBI's taxonomy places the organism in Eukaryota, Metazoa, Rotifera, Eurotatoria, Philodinida, Philodinidae. The record is from the annotation of a GenBank genome assembly.
AUAUUGUCAUCAAUUACAAUUUACAAUAACAACUAAUAUAACUUCAUCUAUUUUUCCUACAUUACAUCAACCAUAUUAUGAAUUAACUCAAUUGAUUAAUCAAUGUGUAAAAAAUAAUAAUAAUAAUAAUAUUGAACAACGUUGGUUACCUUUAAUUAAUUGGAUAGAAUCAAAAUUAAAUACUAAUCCAUCAAUACUUAAUAUUAUUGAAAUAAAAGUAAUGUUAUUAUUAAAUAUUUAUUAUAAUUAUUAUUGUAAUGCUCAAUUAAAAUCUCUUGAUCAUUUAUUAAUUAUCAUUGAAAAUACAAUAUUUCAAUUAUCAGAUGAAGAACGACGAGUAUUUCGUAUUCUUUUAAAACCUGAACAAUAUAUGAUUGGAUAUAUAAAAGAAAAUAAUCAUAUAGAUAAAAAUUAUCUUAAUAAUUUAUUUAAAGUUGAUUGUCAAGAUGAUGAUGAAUUACCUAUACGUCAUAUACUUGUUAAUCUUUUAGCAAUGAUUUUACUUAGUGGAAAAGAAAAUCCAUUUUGGACAUUUCUAUUUCAACCAUUGAAAUUGGAAGAAACCUUUGGUGAGUUUUAA